This is a messenger RNA of Arachis duranensis, 441 nucleotides long. RefSeq lists its product as uncharacterized. The transcript has a single exon. The record is from RefSeq and is a predicted model, not a curated record. Bases 1 to 441 code for a protein of 146 amino acids. Lineage: Eukaryota; Viridiplantae; Streptophyta; Magnoliopsida; Fabales; Fabaceae.
AUGAGAAUCUUUUUGAAGUCAAUUGAUUACAACAUUUGGAAGAUUAUUCUCAAUGGACCAGACGUCCCAACUAAGCAAAACGCUGAUGGAGAAGUUGUGAAAAAAGAAGACAAUGAGUGGACAGAGGAAGAAAAGAAGAAGGUUGAACUCAAUUCAAAGGCAAUCAACCUGAUGCACUGCGCAAUAAGUUUUGAAGAAUACAGAAAAGUGUCAAAGUGCAAGACAGCUAAAGAAAUAUGGGAUAAGCUCAGACUCAACCAUGAAGGCACCAAACAAGUGAGGGAGACCAGAAUUGAUAUGCUGAUGAAGGAGUAUGAAAUGUUCAACAUGAAGGAGGAAGAGAGCAUUGAUCAAAUGUUCGAAAGGUUCUCAAUAAUCAUCAACAAUCUGGAUGCCAUGGGGAAGAGCUAUUCCGAAGAAACCUUGGUAAGGAAGACUUGA